AUGCUCUCAAAGAGUGUCGGCGUCUACAGCGUGGUUAGCCUCUGCCCGCCAACCGCCGCUGCCGCUCCCACAGGCACCACCGCCGUUACUGCAACUUCCACCUGCAAUUUCCCUCUCGUUCUCACCACCAAAUUCAAGCCCAUCACCAUCACGGAUCCCACAACAUCAACGUCCUCAUACCUAUCACCGAGGGCGCUUGAAAAGCAACCUGCCAGAGAUGCUUAUGCUGUGAACUCUUCAGUAAACAUCCCUCCCACCUCAUUCGAUUACUCCUCCUUCUUCUCCACCGCCAAUCGUCCUUCUGCCACUCCCUACGACCCACCCGAUUUGACGCUGGCGCAGCCUCAACCGCCAGUCCAGAGGAGAUCUUUCCUCGAAGCUCUGCUGGUUCGCCAAAAGAAGGUCAUUCCUCCCGACAAUCGUUCAACCGCGUCCAAGGUCCUUUUCCCAAUCAAUUACAUCCCUCGCCCAACUCCGGUUCCAGUCCAACAUCCCUCUCAUCAUAAACGACAGAAUUCGUCCCUUGACACCGGCACCGGCGAAGUUAACACUCUCCUCACCCUCCCAGAGCAGCGCCGCUCCCGCCAGCAUUCUCCCACAGACCCCAUAGUCGAGCAUAGCCCCCGUUUAGGUCCUCCUGCAGGUGAUCGAACCAGUGUCCCUCUUCCCUCAAAUCAGCAACGCGCGAAUCUCCAAGACGAUACACCCUUGGGCGCCGGUCUGAUGAUUGAGUCCGAAAAGCCAGAGGUCAACGGUGUUCGAGAACCCGACCGAACACAUCUAUCUACCUCAAGAUAUAAUCCACGAGAUCGCGACCUAGAAGCCCAGCAGGCCUCAGUCCUAGGUCAAAGCUAUGGUGUCAAUCCACUAGAUGAGGCUCUACAUCCUCCUCGUCGCAUCACAUCGCAUCGAUCUCUGAGCCAUGCUCAGUCAGCGGCUUCACUGCAUUCUUCCGCCUAUGCUGGAGGAAACCUGAAUGGCCACCUAGGUGGCAGCGGAUCUCAAGAGGACGAUACACGACCAUACACUGAAGAUAAUGAGGGCAGCGUCGCUGAAGAGCUUGCAUGGGGUCCAUCUCACCCCUGCUUUCCACACCUGAAUCCCCAUGUUCCCCUCGACUCGCGCGAAUAUACCGCAACACGAAUAAUCCGAAUCCGAAGAGAUUGGAUGGUUGUUGGUGACCUAGCUCCUACUUUCUCAAACAUUUACCCCGAAAUCCUCGACCCAUUAAUGCAGGAACAAGAGUUUCGAUAUGUGAUUGAGCAUAUCAAUCAGACCUUGUGUGUUGCCUACGAUCCAUUUUCGGCGUGGAAUUGGUUCGAUGGCUUUCUUGGACUAAUGACGGGUUGGUUUUGGGAAGAUCUCAGACCAGUUGGUGUCAAGAGCCAACUGAAAGCGUUGGAAGAGUGGCUAAUCGAUUGGAAUCACACGGUUGGAGCAAGAGAUGGAGUCAAAAUAAUACCCUUACGCAGAACAGGUUAUCUAAACCUCGACAUCCAAAUCCCUGACCCACAAGUCACGGUAGUAGCGGACCGCGACGGCGAGUCUCAGCACCCUCCUAAUACAGCUCCGACAGAAAGCACGAUACCGAGGACAGCAACUGAGAAGGACAAACUGCAGUGA
Messenger RNA from Exophiala bonariae, 1623 nucleotides. RefSeq lists its product as uncharacterized. The coding region runs from base 1 to 1623 and encodes 540 amino acids. The record is from RefSeq and is a predicted model, not a curated record. Gene Ontology annotation, biological process: protein targeting to membrane; peptidyl-L-cysteine S-palmitoylation. Gene Ontology annotation, cellular component: endoplasmic reticulum palmitoyltransferase complex. Lineage: Eukaryota; Fungi; Ascomycota; Eurotiomycetes; Chaetothyriales; Herpotrichiellaceae. The transcript is spliced from 2 exons.